AGCAAAGUUCCCCAAACACACGUAACACGUAACACCAGACUUUUUUCCAUGUCAAUCGAGUUUUAAGAACACACAGCGAUAAGACGAAGCGAUAAGACGAGGCGAUAAGCAUCGACACGAGGUGCAAACGACAACAAAUCUAUUGCGGAGAAGGACAGAAAAAAAAGGACACGUGGAGGAUAAGUCAAGAGAUUCUUGAACUCGGUCUCGAUCGGCGGAUCGCCAGGAAUUUUGGCGACGUUGUCACGAGAUCGCGCUGGCACAGCAAGGCAUCACGUCGCCGAGGAUCAGCCAGAGCGGACACGCUCAGCGAAACGUACGGACGAAAGGGUCGUAAUUGGCGAGGAGAAAAAAAAACGCGAGCGAAUCAUCGCUGCGUUUCUUCGUAGCGGAAAUCUUUAAACUGCGAAUUCGUAGGCGAGAACAGCAGGAGCGAGCCGAUAACUAUACAUCCGCAACACCGAGAGAGCCCGACGUGUGGAGUGGGUGCGGCGAAGGUGGCCGCCAAUCACGCAGACGGGCUAAAGACGUCAUUUAGGCCCCGAUCGUUUCCCGCAUCGCAUCUCGAGGGUGCGUAAGCACACAUCCGCACACACCGGCACCGACGGUCCGACCAAACGCACUCUCACCCAGUGCAACGCAUGCACGCACCCGCACACACGUACGCACGCACGCGAAGCAGCGUAUACGGCGGCGCACAUACAGCGUAUUGAACGCGAUCGAUCAAAAGCGCACUAGGGAGAAAGCACGACCGAAUCGACCGCAUUCGCUAUCUGACGAGGAGGAGGAACGACGAGGUGAAGACAACGGCGUACUGCGUCGUCCAACUGUCAUUCUGUCACCGGCGCCGAGAGAGAAAGAGAGAGAGAGAGAGAGAUAGAGACCCGCUGUCAUAACAGAACCACGUGUGAUCGGCCAGUGACGUACGCGCGCGCGGAACAACGAGACAAACGAGAGCACGUAGCGCGACGCACGCUCGCACAUACGUACAUAAGCAGAGCACGCACGCACAUUACGCACGUUACGCUACCUUCGUUAACCACCUACGCACGCAUUCGCCGGCCGACCGAAGCGCACUGCAAGCGCCGGCCGCGCAACGACGAGAGAAGAGCCGCGGCGACCUACCCUGGCCGCCGCGUUUCAUCGGCGUCGCCCGCGAGGGGCUCGCCAAGCGGAAGUAACGCUGCUUCGCUGCGAGAUAAGCGGCCGAUAACCUAACCGGGCAUCACGUCGCGCCAGCGGACGAGGACGCGCAGCGCGCUGUACAGAAAUCCCGACACGUGUCGCGAGACACGAGAGAGAAAGAGUGAGAACAACGUGUAGCCGACACCGCCGCCGUCGUCGUCGUCGUCGUCGUUACCCCCAGUCAUCGUCGAGCCCCUUCCCCCCUACACGCUGACAGGAUGCCGAACUCGCAAAGAAGACAGAUGAUGCAGCCAUGGCCCCUGUGCCUGGCGCCCUUCGCGAAAAAAAAGGAGCGCAGCGUUCUCCCCAAAUAUUACACGAAGGUGUCCCCGAUUAUCAGACCUUCACCUUCCGGUUCGGGGACAACUUUGGACUGUUCGUCAAACACUACCCUCGUGGCGAGUACCAGUCCAUUCAACAGCCAAACCGCUCUCAUCGUCGAGAAAAAAUACUUCUCUGGCGACAACAGCAAGACAUCCAACCAUUACUAUGCCGAAAAUUUGAGAAACAAUCAUCAAAAAGCCCUAAACGGAUCGCGGAUUUACAAUCCACUAGACAAAGGCCAGGACGUCGAUUACAAGCAGCUCGAUCCGCUUCUAUCGAACGAGCAGAAACCGGACAUCAAGAUCUCCAUGGAUGCCGAGGACGUGAAACCGCCCAAGGACCCGCAGGAAUCCAUCCGACACACAGAAUUCCAAAAGGAACCCAAGCCGUCUCCGAUGCGAUUUACUACCCAGAUAUUGGCCGCAUUAUCCGUGUCGCUGGGUUCGAUGGUGAUUGGUUAUGCAAGUUCCUACACAUCGCCGGGAUUAGUGUCUAUGCGUGAUAAUGCCACCGCGAGCUUCGAAGUCAGCAAGCAAAUGGGUAUGUGGAUUGGAUCGCUUAUGCCGCUGAGUGCACUUUUCGGUGGUAUUGCUGGAGGACCAUGCAUCGAAUACAUCGGAAGAAGAAAUACGAUACUUGCUACGGCGUUUCCAUUUAUCGGAGCAUGGCUUUUAAUCGCGUUGGCUGAGAACGUCCCGAUGGUGCUAGUUGGACGCGCGUUAUGCGGAUUCGGCGUAGGUGUUGCUUCUUUAGCGCUACCCGUGUACUUAGGCGAAACAAUACAGACAGAAGUACGCGGUACUCUUGGCUUGAUGCCCACUGCCUUCGGUAAUACCGGAAUAUUAUUAUGCUUCACGUUGGGCAUGUAUCUGGAUUGGAGAAAUUUGGCGCUGGUAGGCGCGAGCUUGCCCAUACCAUUCUUGAUUCUGAUGUUCAUGAUCCCGGAGACGCCAAGGUGGUACAUCUCGAAGGGGAAGACGAAAAAGUCGCGAAAGGCACUGCAGUGGCUGCGCGGUAAGGAAACGGACAUCACCGAGGAAUUGAGUAUGAUCGAGAAAUUGCACAUGGAGAGCGAGCGAAACGAUUCCCAAGGUACGAUAUCGGAAUUGAUGAAGCGCAACAAUCUGAAGCCGCUUCUUAUUUCCCUGGGAUUGAUGCUGUUCCAACAAAUGUCCGGCAUCAAUGCAGUAAUAUUCUACACGGUGCAAAUAUUCCAGGAUGCCGGCAGCACGAUCGACGAAAAUCUUUCCACCAUCAUCAUCGGCAUCGUGAACUUUAUAUCCACCUUCGUCGCCGCGUCCGUGAUCGACAAGUUGGGCAGGAAGAUGCUGUUGUAUAUAAGCGGUGUAUCAAUGGCUGUCACGCUCUUCGCCCUCGGCGGAUUCUUCUACGUCAAAUCGAUGGGCAUGGACGUGACGUCGUUCGGCUGGCUGCCGCUGGUCAGUCUGAUCGUGUAUGUUGUGGGUUUCUCGCUAGGCUUCGGACCCAUUCCCUGGUUGAUGAUGGGCGAGAUUCUGCCGGCCAAGAUCCGCGGUUCGGCCGCGAGUAUCGCGACCGGCUUCAACUGGAUGUGCACCUUCAUCGUAACGAAAACCUUCGAGGAUGUCAUAGCGCUGAUCGGCGCGCACGGUACCUUCUGGCUGUUCGGCUCCAUUAUCGCGGUAGGUUUCGUCUUCGUGGUCGUCAGCGUACCAGAAACGAGCGGUAGGUCGCUCGAGGAAAUCGAGAAGAGGUUCACAGGCCGAACUAGAAGAAUGAGCUCGGUCGCCAACAUGAAGCCGAUGCCGAUGGCGUGCUAGCCGCCAUCGAACGUCCGAUCGCGAUUUUCUUCAAGAAAUCGCGAUUUCUCUUCGAGAAAUCUCACGCGACCGAGAAGUGAGACUUGCGGUUACGGUGUUAUUCUAAGGGAUAAAUUCCCUUAUAGAUACGUUUUCCCUUAAAGGGAAAUUAGAUAUGAAGGUAUAUUUCUCUCUUCUGCAUAAAGAGGAAGAGUACUUGCUCUCUCCCCUUUUCCUAUCUUGCUCUUACGAAAUUUUCAGCUCAUUCUUGCAAGAUUCGCUUGUAAUCAAUAACGAGUACAAUUAUCAUUCAACUAUAUCCGGAAAUGCGGAGGGACAAAAGCGAAUCUUUUCCGAAAGACCCGUACUUUCUUUAAUUAGAUAUUAUAUUGAAGAGCUGUAACUGGAUGUGAAAAGUUUUAUCAAUUGAAAACUUUAGUAAUUUUUUUAUAAUCAUGAGAAAUUUUUUAGUAAUUCGUUAAAAUAAUUUUUUCGACUGAAUAUUCAAGUUGACAGUUUUAUAUCGAUUAUUAUAUUUUUUAUCGAAAAUGCGACACAUCUUCAUUCGCUUGCUUCUUUAAUUAUCCAGAUGAAACGUAAGUGCAGCAAGAUUCCGUUUCUAUUUAUUCAUAUCUAAUAUGGGGAAAAGAGCCAACGAUAGUGCCAACCUUGUCAGGCGUCCAAUUUGCGAAACCUUAAUACGUACUUUAAGACUAAUUAAUUACGAGGCAAAAAUACGUUCCUAGCGGGGAAAUGAUACGAUAUGUGACUAUCAGCUGUUGACUAGAUGUAUAAUUGCGAUUGUUUUUAUUAUUCGACAAUUCUACAGGGUCUACCUCAAGUUAAUAUUGCAUCAUCGGGAGGUGUGCACGUGUGAAUCGCGCGAUUUUUUUUCUUUUUUUUUAAGUGCACACAGUCUUAGGCUGUGGUAUACGUAAUUUUGUGCGGAGAUAGAUCGUCACGUAUACUUUGAAUUUCAGAAACACGCGUAAUAUGUACUUAUAUAUUUACGUAUUAUACGUCGGUCUUCGAAGCAAGGGUGAACUUCCCGCGCGAUGAUAAGCUUAAGAUCAAUCGCGUUCCUAUGCACCCUCUUCAUGAUAGAGCCACUGUUUGUAAAUAGCCGGAGGUUUGCACCAUUAGGAUAAUUAAUGUACAUAUAUUCCAAAAUCAAGAUGGUUAACUUUAAUCGUAGCUCGGCAAUUAUUUUUCUAAUGUCUCUUCCUCUUUGGAAAUAUAGAAAUUUAAAAAGACGCAGAGAGCUGAUCGAACUAUGAUUUAAGCUGAUCAACAUCGAAAAAAUUGAUCCUAGGCAAAGAUGAUAUGAUUCAGUCUAUCAGAUCGCGUAUAAUCUUCUUGUUAAAUGAAUGAUACGCGCAAUCGGACUGUAUCAAUGUGGGAUGUGAAUACGAUUCUAAAUGUAUAUACAUAAAAAGUGAUAAUUUUAAAUAGAAGAUAUAUAUAUUUUUAUUUUCUGAACGAGUUGAAAAGAGUAGGAAUUAUAGUUGUAGUCGAGUUGUUAGGAAAUUAGUAGCGUAAGAGGAGAACCUCAGACGAAUGUAAAGCUUGUCGAAAUGCCUAUGUUCAAAAAUUAAGAUAAAACUGCUAAUAUCAGACGAGUGUUAUCGGUCAAAUUAUGUAAUCGGAAAUAGUUCAUCGAUAGACUUUCAUGGCUAAAUUCAAAAUAUCGACAAAAAUUGAUUUGUAUUGCCUAAAUUGUAAAUAUAUAUUUUUAUCAUCAA
Molecule: messenger RNA, 5029 nt
Organism: Linepithema humile (Argentine ant)
Lineage: Eukaryota; Metazoa; Arthropoda; Insecta; Hymenoptera; Formicidae
Product: Trehalose transporter 1-1
Biological process (GO): transmembrane transport; carbohydrate transport
Cellular component (GO): membrane
Molecular function (GO): sugar transmembrane transporter activity
Source: RefSeq, a predicted model, not a curated record